AUAUCAGAAUUAUUGGUCUGCUCUCCAGGGUAAGCGUCUUGGCAAGUCCGAACUUCGGUGUCGGGCAUAAAAGCUCGGUAAUUAGACUUAGUAGACUACCAUCUGUCUCUUGUGUGCUCUUUCGGACCGAAGAAACCUCGGGGAUAGUGUUCGGCAUUUGGUGCUCCUCACUCAUAUACAAAGACAUUACAUACAAAUCCGCUGUUACCAUUGCAUAGCCCGACAUCGAAUGUCGACCGCGAUGCGGCAAAGAGAAUCUUCGGAUGUAUCUUCGACUGGAAGUCCUCCGGCUCCCAAACGCCGUAGAAGGCGACCCGCUCGGUCUUGUGAGCAAUGCCGGCGCCGCAAGAUUCGGUGUAGUCUGGGCCAACCUUGUAACGGUUGUGUUCGGGCUCGGGCACCGAUGCAAUGCUCUUAUCGUGAUGGGAGCCCUGUUGCAGUAUCUCGGAGCUCUGAAGCUUGCACCUCGGUGCCGGCUGAGGCACGCACUGAAAGAGAGGGAGCUGUUACGACAGCACGGAGAAAUCCAGAAGCACAUCACCGCAACCCAGUAAACCGAUCAAUACAACCUGAAAACAGUGAUCGGAUUGUGUCAAACUCACAUAGCUGUCUUUCUAACACUAUCCCAGCCCCUCAAACAUCAAUCUCAAUCCCUCCUUUUACACCUAGGCUGCGUCAUGUACCUGAAAAGACGAAACUAUUUGGUCAAACACAUUGGCUUCAUACUGCAGAGAAGUUUCCCGUUUCAGGCACUUUCCACCCGGUCGAGAUUGAGCCAUCCUGGGAGGAUGCUAAGUCCGACUUCUACGACGCUUUGAAAGAGGCUCGUAUCCUGCGUUUUGGUCUCAAGAAACAGAACUUCCCAACACUAGACCAGCCCAUCCAUGACCUUCGUGAGACCUUGCCCUCCCAAACGGUCUGUGAUGAACUCAUUGCUUGUUAUCUCCGCACAUUCGAGCCCUUGUAUCGUAUCGUCCAUAUCCCCUCUUUCCAGAGGGAAUACGACCGGUUAUGGGCAAGCAAGGAAACACAAUCUGUCCCGGCUAUAUCUCUCGUCAGAUUGACAUUGAUUCUUGCCCUUGGGACUACCUUUGCCAAGUUUGACACGGAGGAGGAGAUGAACCAGUUGUGGCGACUUGCACAGACAUGGGUUCAGAAUGCGCAGUGGUGGCUCACAGGCCCAAAUGAAAAGACCACUUAUAAUCUCGAUGGUCUGCAGAUAUUCUGCCUGCUGAUAAUCGCUCGUCAAUCAACUUUCAACUGUCGCGGAGCAACAUCAUGGCUGUCCUCGGGCUCGCUACUGCGUGCCGCUAUCACCAUGGGCCUUCACCGCGACCCCAAGCUAUUUGUUGGCUUGUCACUCUUCCAAAGGGAGUUUCGAGCUCGACUAUGGGCCACUGUGCUGGAGUUGGCUGUCCAGUCAUGCCUGGAUCUCGGCUUGCCACUGCAGCUUUCAGAACAAGACUUUGAUGCUUCCAUUCCAUCCAACUACGAUGACUCGGAUCUAGAGUCAACUUCUUCAAGGGCAGCGAAACCAAUGGACAAAUUUACAGACUCGUACCUGCAAAUAAUGCUGGCUAAAUCUCUACCUCUAAGAGUUGAAGUCAUAGGCCUACUAAACGACUUUCGACAAGAGAAAACAUAUGAAAAAGCACUGGCGUUAGGAUCACAGCUGCGUACGGCGUGCCGAGAUGUGGCGGCUUUCUUCCAUUCAACUCAACAUGAUCCAGUGAAUACAAGAAAGGGAUCGAGCAUUGAGGCGAAUGAGUUCCAUCGCAAACUUCUCGACAUACAUCUACGCCGAUUCGUUAUGUUUCUUCACCGCGACUUCAUGCUCCAAGCAAGGUCCGAUCCACGAUUCUACCUUUCUCGCAAGGUGUGUGUCGAGUCUGCUCUGGUCAUCGCUUCUGGGAGUAAAGGCGCCGACUUCAACUUGCCGAUUCAGGUAUGGGAUGACUUGUCUCGCUUGUCUUUCGUUGGACGUGGUCUUUUCAAGUGUGCAUUGAGUUUUGAUGCUAUGCUCAUCCUGGCCCUCGAGAUCAUUACUGAACUUCAAGACGAGUCGACACCAACACACGAGCCUGACAUUCUCAGCGAAAUGGCAAAAGCAACUCGUGCUCCCAUGAUCAAGACCCUCGAAGAAAUAUAUGUGCAACUUCGCUGCAUGAUCGUACGAGGCAAUCUCAGCCUCAAGAGACUUCUCUUCUCGAAUGCUCACCUCGCACAUAUUCGAGCACUGGAAGCGGGCCGGCCUGUGAAGCCAGCGGUGCACGAGACUAUAACAUCAACGCUUCGCGACUGUGUGGCAAUGCUGCGAGACAUCCAAGCAGUUACAACACCUCAGGAAUCAGCAAUAACCUCGGACAGCUUAAGUAGCGACUUUCUUAGUACGGAUAUUUUCUCAAAUAACAACCUUAUGGAGUGGGACAUAUCCGACCUUCUCGGGUUCCCAACUGUUAGUAAAGACGGCCAAUCCCAGUGGCCAGUUAUGGACUAAUAAUAGGAUCGACAUAUCACA
Fusarium redolens is the source of this 2518-nucleotide messenger RNA. Its product is annotated as fungal-specific transcription factor domain-containing protein. Gene Ontology annotation, biological process: regulation of transcription by RNA polymerase II; DNA-templated transcription. NCBI's taxonomy places the organism in Eukaryota, Fungi, Ascomycota, Sordariomycetes, Hypocreales, Nectriaceae. Gene Ontology annotation, cellular component: nucleus. Gene Ontology annotation, molecular function: zinc ion binding; RNA polymerase II cis-regulatory region sequence-specific DNA binding; DNA-binding transcription activator activity, RNA polymerase II-specific. The transcript has 3 exons. The coding region runs from base 230 to 2497 and encodes 755 amino acids. The record is from RefSeq and is a predicted model, not a curated record.